AUGGCUCCCUUGAAGUCAACCAAGAAACGCUCACAUCAUGAUUCUUCGACGCGAUCGAAAGCCUCCAGGCCAAACAAGAAGCAGAAGAAGCAGCCCGUCUAUCAAAGCGAAUCGGAAGACGAGUCGUCGUUCAAGCCAGUGAACCUGAUGGAUUCUGACGAUGAAGGAGGGCUCGAUGUUGUGGUCGAUGAUGCUGGCGACCUCUCAGGCUCUGACGCCGACUCUCAAUCAGAUUCAGCAUCCGAAAACGAGGAUUCGGCACGAGACAAACUGGGAAGGCCCAAGAAGAGCCUGCCAAAGGCAAGCAAACGAAAACUGGCACAGGAUGCGCCUUCUUCGAGCGAUGACGACGCAGAGGGUGAGGGGAAUAAUGGCAACUCGGACGAGGACGACGAGGACGAUGACGGAGACUCUUUUGACUUAGAAGGUUCAGACAAUGGCGACGAGUCAGUAUUGGGAGGUAACAGAAAGUCGAAAUCUAAACGCAACGACCCGGCCGCCUUUGCAACUUCACUACAGAAGAUUUUGGGAACCAAACUCUCCACUGCCCGCCGGUCCGAUCCUGUCCUGUCUCGAUCAGUCGAUGCGCAGAAAGCAUCCAAAGAGAUCAUUGAUGCCGCGCUUGAAGCCAAGGCGCGCAAACAAAUGCGGGCGCAAAAGCUGGCCGCAAAGGAGAAGGGGCGUGUCAAGGAUGUGAUUGCUGGGUCGGGAGACAACACCACGGGCGAACCCCAAGUCAGCACCGGAGAGAUCAGGGAGAAGGAGAAACAACUUAGGAGAGCCGCGACGAGGGGUGUAAAGGAGGUUUUUAAUGCCUUCUUGCGAGCACAACAAGCAGGUAUGGAUGCUGAAGCACAAGCUAGAAAAGAUGGCUUUACUGGUGUAGAAGGUAGGAAGGAGAAGGUUAGCGAGAUGAGCCGGAAAGGAUUCUUGGACCUGAUUGCCAACGGCGGCGGAAAGCUAAAGAAGGGCGGGAUCGAGGAGGCAUGA
Pestalotiopsis fici W106-1 is the source of this 990-nucleotide messenger RNA. RefSeq lists its product as uncharacterized. The coding region runs from base 1 to 990 and encodes 329 amino acids. Gene Ontology annotation, cellular component: preribosome, large subunit precursor. The record is from RefSeq and is a predicted model, not a curated record. NCBI's taxonomy places the organism in Eukaryota, Fungi, Ascomycota, Sordariomycetes, Amphisphaeriales, Sporocadaceae. The transcript has a single exon. Gene Ontology annotation, biological process: maturation of LSU-rRNA; maturation of 5.8S rRNA.